Messenger RNA from Penicillium canariense, 1326 nucleotides. RefSeq lists its product as uncharacterized. The record is from RefSeq and is a predicted model, not a curated record. Lineage: Eukaryota; Fungi; Ascomycota; Eurotiomycetes; Eurotiales; Aspergillaceae. The coding region runs from base 1 to 1326 and encodes 441 amino acids. The transcript is spliced from 2 exons.
AUGGGUGCUGCGAUGGGGCGGAAAGCCGAAGAGGAUCACCAACGGCACGUCAGAGCCAGAUCUUGGGGGCCUGAACCUGCGCUUGACUCCGGUGGAGACCUCGCGAUGCUGAGCUAUGGACGUCUGCGCUCCGGCGAUGAAUGGCGAGUUCAGACGGUCCUAACCCGCCUGGGCCAGGUCAACCGUGCCCUCUUCGCUCUCCCUCUCUCCCACUACCUCUUCCAUGUACGGACGGGCCUUGGUCUGCCACUCCCUCUCCCAAGUUUCUGGCUCUUUGUCGUCAGCACCCCAGGGAUGGGGAAUUCCAGGAGGACUGAGCGCGCCCAACCGCCCCCUCGUUGGCUCCCCAAGUCCCCGAGCAACCGCCCCACCUCCAUCUCCCUCUGCAUCUGGCUGCUGCUGUCUCCGCCCGGGAAUGAUGAUGGAUUGGUGCCUGACUUAGCCCUAGCAUGGGCAGGCCGACUCUCCUACAGUGUACCAGAAGAGGGGCAGCAAUAUACCGUCGGCCUGGUGGAUGUGGAUGCGCCCGCUGGUCGGACCCGCUGCCAAAUGCCAAUCAGCACGGACGGAUGUGCACCACUGGGAGUGCCGACCACCGGCCACCAUACCACGCGUCGCAAGCUCUUACCGUCCCCGUCGCCCCCAAACUUGCUGGGCCGGGUUGCGUGCAGCAGACAGAGAGGGGCAAGAGGGGCUCGUACCUGGGCCGAGGGCUCCAUUUGGAUCCUGGGCCAAACUUUCGCGGGAGAUCCUCAGCAGAUCCAGGCCUGCCACGCUGACAUGAACUCACGCCCUCAGGUUGAGCUAGUGUCUACUACCGAGGUUAGGUCAGGUUAUCGGCUCGGGUUCGGUUCGCUGGGCGAAUCUCCCCCAUUCCGCCGCUGUCCCCGUCCGGUUGCUGACUGGUCCCGGUUCUCGGUUCCUCCCCCCUACCCACGACCUCUCGUAGUUGACCCUUCCCGUUCUCCUGUCGAUACGGUAAGCUGGUACGCCAUCCGGCGUACGCCGUACAUACAAGGAUCGACACCACCCGUAGCUUCGAAAACUCUGCUCAGCUUUAGCCCCUUGCCAGCGUCUCCCCACCGGACCCCACGUCCUCCGCCCAAUUCGAAUGUUGUCUUUUGCCCGCGCAAUUGGCAGGGUCCCGGAGGAGCGGGCGAACUGGAGACGAUCCCAGAUGGCGCACGCGUGGAAACUCAAUUGGCGCCCAUGACAGAUGUCAACGUCGAGUGUCUUUGCUUGAUUAAGUUUGGUUUCACUUCGGGGCGCAGCCACCAGCCACCACGCCCUUUUUCCAUGGGUGCCGUCGCAGUCCAGGACGGAUAA